This is a messenger RNA of Paramuricea clavata, 2131 nucleotides long. NCBI's taxonomy places the organism in Eukaryota, Metazoa, Cnidaria, Anthozoa, Malacalcyonacea, Plexauridae. The record is from the annotation of a GenBank genome assembly.
AUGUGGAAACUUGUCAAGGUCAAUCCUUCACCCAAAGAAUGUCCUUUAACAGAUUGCAGCCAGUUGAGACCCAUAUCGCUUACAAACAUCAUAAUGAGACUCUUUGAAAGGGUAAUUUAUAAACAGGAGAUUGCGUCUGCAUUCAAAUCUGUGGUCGGACAGAACAAAUUUGCAUAUAAAGAAGGAACCAGUACAACUGAUGCAUUGAUCAUGUGUUUACAUCAUUGGCUUGAGUGGUUAGAUGAAGGUGCAGACUAUGUUCGGGUAAUAUAAUUUGAUUUCAAGAAAGCUCUCGAUUCGGUCUCAUAACAUUAUCUGUAAAAAACUGAAAACACUUAAAAUUAACCCUUAUGUUACAAACUGGAUCAUUAGUUUCUUGGCUAAAAGGAAACAAAAAGUUAAUGAUGGUAGUUGAUGGCACAGAGACAAUGUACGUUGAUAUUAACAAAGGUGUACCGCAGGGUACGCCGGUACGGUUUUUGGCCCGUUUCUAUUUUCGCUGAAGGUAAAUGACGUAAAACCCGUAGAUGCGAAAAACAACCGUUUGGUCAAAUUUGCUGAUGAUAUAACGGCAAGUGCCCCAGUAAAAUCAGGAUUGGAUUCUGCAUCCGCUGAGGUUGAAGGAAUUCAGAAUUGGUCGGAAACAAAUCAAAUGACAUUAAAUAUUUCUAAAACGUGGGAAAUGGUUGUACAGAGUGGGUCAACGAAAUCCUUACCAACACCGAUUGUAGGCAUUGAACAAAAGAGUUGGUUAAAAUUAUUGGGUACCACUUUUCAGGAUAAUCCAUGCUCUUGGGAUCUUCAUGUUACAGUAACUAUCUACUGUCCAAGGCGAGCGGGCGUAUGUAUAUAUUAAGGGUAUGUAGGUGCUAUGGAUACUCCAGAGUUCACCUAUGACAUUUUACAAUGCAUUGUAUUGAAGUAUGGGGUUCAGCAAUUCAAAAGAAAUAUCUAGAUCGUAUAUAGACAAGUUCCUUCGCCGGGCUUAUUGUUAUGGAUAUACGACAAAAUGUAUUAAGGUAUCUGAAUUUAUUGAAGAGAGAGAUAGAACGUUAUUCAGUAAAAUUGUAUCUAAUCCAAGACAUCCCCUGUAUGAAUUGCUUCCUGAGCGUAAACAAAGGACCACGAAUUAGAACAGAAAGAUUCAAACGAAUAUUGUAUAUGUAUAUAUUUUUGUAUAUUUUUAACUAAUGUAGAUUUCUAGUUAUAGAUCGAUGAGAAUAGAUAAUGGACAAGUAUAGCUACAUUUUAACUGUAAAUUACUGCAAAUAAUUUGGAAUUUGUAAAGUUGCACGUCGGUUGUGACUUUUUGAUAACAAAGAGUUUUACUUAAAAGCAUCUCAAAAAGUAUCUUAAGUAAUCUUAAAAUUGCUUAAAACAGUUAAGUAAAAUUUAAUAAUAAUUUAAUUUAAUACUAUAAUUUAAUACUAUAAUUUAAUUUUAAAUUAUAGUAUUUUAAGUAAAAUUUAAGAUAAAUAAAAGUACAAUGGACAAGUAACCUCCGACGUUAAGACAAAAACCAAAGAUCCAAAACGUGUAGAAGCUGGACCUUCACUCGUUAAAAUUAGCCAGGCAGCAAAAGCUGUGAAGAAACAGCGUCAUGCAGCGAGAACUUGAGGGAUCAGCCGAGGAAGAGCCGCAGGGAUCAGCACAGGCGUCAGCCGGAGCGGCAAGCGCUAGAGCGCAAUGAACCAACCAGCCGAUGAGGGUGACAACAGACAAAGACCGAGGCAAGCGCUGUACGCAGGCACACCAAACCGAAUCCAAAGGAAAAACCUAAACCAACACCUGCAUUCGAAAUUGACUUAUUUGACUAACAAGCCGGAUCGCUUACGGCUGACGUCGGUUUAAAACAAUGUAAGUUUAAAUUAAAAUAAAAAGAUGCGUUGUCUGUACGAAUGUGAGUUUGAUAUCAUCCCAGAAUAACCACAGGUCGACCAUCCAAACGAAUGGAGGGAAGACCAAGACGAACUACCAGUUCUUACAGAGAACUACAUCGCCAUUAUUAACGGCUUGCUCCAACUUUUAGAUCCAGAAGAUGUUGAUUUCCUUGGUGAUAUAUUGCUCGAAGAAAAUUACGAAGAAAAUGAGGAUUUUAUUAGAAUUGUUGAUAUAUUAUCUUACACAUUUG